CGCCGUCCUGUGGCGUAUUUUGAGGACAAGGACACGAUCCCCUGUCAGAAGUGUUUUCACAUGUGAGUAUCAAACAUGGCGAGAUUUUUUAGGCCUACCGUCAGGAGUUUUGUCACCUCACAGCUGAGAACGUCAUCCGACCAGCUGGGUGAGCUGGGAAAAGGUGCAGGAAAAGGUGGUGGUGGUGGAGGGUCCAUCAGAGAGGCCGGUGGAGCCAUGGGGAAGAAGCAGGCAGCUGAGGAGGAGAUGUACUUUAAGCGUAAGGAGCAGGAGCAGCUGGCUGCAUUGAAGCAGCAUCACCAGGAGGAAAUUGACCACCACAAAAAGGAGAUUGAACGUAUGCAGCGCGAGAUCGACCGCCACAAGGGAAAAAUCAGGAAAUUGAAGCACGACGACUGAGGGAAACCAGUUCCAGUAUUCUCACCAACCCAGCUAGACACCUCUACUACUUACUCAGAUUGCCGCAUGUACUGUGUCACCAGGACGGUCAUGAAUGUAUAGGAAAUUGUUCUGUAAAUGCUUGAGCGUUAUUAAAACCGUUUAUAGAGUGAU
Molecule: messenger RNA, 552 nt
Organism: Cyclopterus lumpus (lumpfish)
Lineage: Eukaryota; Metazoa; Chordata; Actinopteri; Perciformes; Cyclopteridae
Gene: atp5if1b
Product: ATP synthase inhibitory factor subunit 1b
Exons: 3
Coding region: 76-399 (107 amino acids)
Biological process (GO): negative regulation of ATP-dependent activity
Cellular component (GO): mitochondrion
Molecular function (GO): ATPase inhibitor activity
Source: RefSeq, a predicted model, not a curated record